Molecule: messenger RNA, 1948 nt
Organism: Loxodonta africana (African savanna elephant)
Lineage: Eukaryota; Metazoa; Chordata; Mammalia; Proboscidea; Elephantidae
Gene: POLE3
Product: DNA polymerase epsilon 3, accessory subunit
Exons: 4
Coding region: 127-570 (147 amino acids)
Biological process (GO): leading strand elongation; DNA damage response; heterochromatin formation
Cellular component (GO): CHRAC; epsilon DNA polymerase complex
Molecular function (GO): protein heterodimerization activity; chromatin DNA binding
Source: RefSeq, a predicted model, not a curated record
CAGUGUGGGCCGUGUGGACCGGAACGGAAGCCUCCGUGGGUCAGACCGCAUCGACGCGGGAAGUCCGGACGCCGUAGUGGCUUGAAGAGGAGGCCUGAGGCGGAGGCGCUGGCCUCGGCAGCGGCAAUGGCAGAAAGGCCAGAGGACCUAAAUCUGCCCAACGCCGUCAUCACCAGGAUCAUCAAGGAGGCGCUCCCGGACGGCGUCAAUAUCUCCAAGGAGGCCCGGAGCGCCAUCUCCCGCGCCGCAAGCGUCUUCGUGCUGUAUGCCACGUCCUGUGCCAACAACUUCGCCAUGAAAGGGAAGCGCAAGACGCUGAAUGCUAGCGAUGUGCUCUCAGCAAUGGAAGAGAUGGAGUUUCAGCGCUUCAUCACUCCGCUGAAAGAGGCUCUGGAAGCAUACAGGCGGGAGCAGAAAGGCAAGAAAGAAGCUUCAGAGCAAAAGAAAAAGGACAAAGACAAAAAAACAGAUUCGGAAGAACAAGACAAGAGCAGGGAUGAGGACAACGAUGAAGAUGAGGAAAGGCUGGAAGAAGAAGACCAGAAUGAGGAGGAGGAGGUGGACAACUGAAUGGGAUGGGAAGACUGGCACCUUGGAAGGUACCACUCUGAAAUAUGUGAUACACGUUUAUGUGAAGCUUUUACUUGCUGGGCAGAGCAGUCUUAGGUGGGAGUACCUGAGAAGAUGGAAAUAAAACUGGCUAGAAUUAUUAUCAAAACUAGCACUUACUAGACUCAGCGCAUCUGGGUAGCAGAAUCUUGUUUUGCUUAAUUAGUCUGAAGGUUAUGACUUUUUGACAAGAGGAAUACUGAGCAGCUAAUUCAAUGAGCCAAUUUGAUCUCUCUUGUUUAGUUAUAUACAUGGUUAGGCAGUUUUUGGUUCCCACUUCCUUCCUCCCUGUACCUCCCAAGAAAGUAGUAACUUUUAUCCUGCCUGCUGUGUUCCCGAUCACAGUCAGCCGAGACUCAGGAAAAAUUUGGGCUUUGAUCAUGAUCAGCCUAUAUUUGAUUGUACAGUAUUUGUCAGUACUAGCUUAUUAAGAGUGAUAAGCACAAUUUAGGUUUUAGAGACUAUUAAAAAGCUGUGGGAGAAAAAUGAAACCCGUUGUUCCUUCACUUGACAGUGAAUCUUGACAGACUCCCUUGACUUAGAAGUCUUGUGUAUUGCAUAUAGCUAUUCAACUUGUUGGGGUGGGUGCACUCUGGGCAUCCAUGCUUUUAAAUUAGCACCGUAGAGUGUAAUUAGUCAAGCAAGGGUGCCAAUGUCUUAUUCUUACAAAACAGGUGGCUUAGUCUUAGAUGCACCUCACUGCCUGCCACUGUACAGCUUUAGGAUUUAUUUUCACCCCCCUAGAAGGUGUAAAAUCCCAGGCUUUCUCUCACAGUCCAUCUCUCAGACUUGAGACCAGCUUUUCAUUCUUCAAUUCAUGACGAGUUCCAAACUUUAUAACCUCAAUGCACAACUUUUUCCAUUUGUGGUUCUCUUGUUCUGUCUACCUGCCUCUGCUCUGCUUCCCAUUCCCACCCUUUCUCUUUCCUUUUUUCACUUCUGUCAGUUCAGAAACAUUGAUAACCUGCUUAAUAUAUAAAAGUGAAGGUUCCUCUGAUUCCUUAGUUAUAAUCUCAUGCCUUUUAAAAAUGAUUCUGUAAAACUCCUCUAAACGUUAAGCAAAAUCUGAUGGUGCUCAGGAAUAUAAUUCCCCCAAACCAUCCAUCCCCUUAACUGCUUCCAAAGUAUUUCUGUUGGCCUUUCUUAGCCUUUUUCUCUUUCUCUUCAGUGCUUCAAGCACUUUUUGUCUCUAAGUUGAAUGCUUAGAGUUUGACAGUGAAAUGUAGUUUGAUACUGUUAACUUGUCAAAUGAAUACAGUGAAAAGUUUGUUGACGAGUGAAGAAUCUUGAGAAAACUAUAAUGCGUUGUAUAAAUAAAGAACAUUGUUGUUAAAAGUGA